Molecule: messenger RNA, 3286 nt
Organism: Hylaeus anthracinus
Lineage: Eukaryota; Metazoa; Arthropoda; Insecta; Hymenoptera; Colletidae
Exons: 6
Coding region: 945-1694 (249 amino acids)
Molecular function (GO): growth factor activity
Source: RefSeq, a predicted model, not a curated record
GUAUCAACAAGAACGAACACUAGUGGGACUGACUCGCGCGCCUCCGAGCCUCCUGACUCGCAUAAGCAGCGGUUGUAUGUCGUCGUGCUGCGCGUGCAACGGUCGUGUUGUUGCCGCCGUCGCCGCUACGCUUGUGCAGUGACAACUACGCGUACGUGUUGAUUGUCAACGGUGAAACGCAUUGGCAACAGAUUCCCAGGGACCGCCUCUCUUCGCCUCUUCUUCUCUUUUCUCUUCGCCGCCUCCAGCGAAAGAGGAAGAAGGUUCACAGGUUGGUCCUGGUAACCGAGGACACCUAAGGAGGAGUCGCUUGGUUCUUCACCCCUCGGUAGCAUCCCGACAAGUCGCUUUGGAUGGCUGCCAGCAACCCACAGGGCGACUCGCGACGAUGUUGGCGCAACUCCAAGUGCGCCCAGUGGUUUCCAGCUACCUGCGCUGCCCUGAAGCUCUUGCCGUUCCCGUUCACGCUUCCAUCGCGCCCAACCAGUGGGAAAGUGCGUCGGGGGUGCGAAAAUAUUAGGGGAUGAACGACCCUGCUCGCAAUCUCGUCGAAGCGCGGUGUCUGUCGCGUUGCGUGGCCGUGUGUGUCUCGAGGGAACCUCCGGGGAAUAGUGUUGUUCACGUUUACAGAAGUGCGCGGUGUUUAACCGGUUCACGCUGUCGAAUACUCGGCCAGUCGUACGAGUUGCUCCGAAAGGGAACGCGCGCGAAUCGUAUCCCGCGAUCCCAGGAAACGGAGUAACAUUGUCGCGUAGCGCGUUCAGUGAAGUACACGCGACAUUUGACCGGUGAUAUCGGUGCGAGAAGUAACGGUGAGUGAGAGAAGUGUAACCACGUCGAAAUUUCACGACAAGGAGGAAGUCGCUAGAUGCAAGGGUUUUAAAAGUAGUUCCAGAAGGCCAGCCCGACGCAAUGCGUCGACGCUGCUGACGCAACGCGCCUGGAUGCGUCUCACUUUAAGCACGUUACCACAGCUUGCCGUUUUAGCGAAGAUUUUGUGCCUCCUGAUGGUGGUGAUGUGCGGGGCGGUGCCGGCAAUGGUGCGCUCCGUGAGUCUCUACUCAACUUGUAGCAGCGGCAAUGUUACCGUAAUUGGCCGCUCAAUCAAGGCCAUGGGACGCGACGAUCACAAUGCACCCUACCAAAAACUUACGACGCAGUCCGAAGAUUUCAGUGGGAAGAUAUACAUCUUCGCUGAAAAGAGUCAACGAUACAUUUGCUUUAACAAGCAGUGGAAACUUGUCGGCCUGACUAAGAAGCAAAAGGGUCUCAUGUGCCAGUUCUACGAGCUCUACAACGGAUCCUAUCUGAGGUACAGAAGCGCGGCGGACAGCUCGCGGUAUUUAGGCUUCAACAAGUUUGGCAAGCCGAUGAAGAAUCUCCGCGGUCGGCAGGAGUGCUUUAACUUCAUCAAGUAUAACCCCCAUGCCGACAUAAACCACCAUAACAGCCUGGUGAACGCGGACAUGGGCGGUGUGGAUCCACGGGAUCCGUACUUUGGAUCGAAGAAGUCCUCGCCGGUGAUGAGGGCCACGAAGAACUCCCUGUUGCAGGUCGACAGUACGAGGGAGAUCAUCCAUACGACGCAUCGUUAUCGGCAUUCGAAUCGUUGGAAGAUGCGCCAGGAAGGGAAGGUCUCCGCGCCACGAAGACGACACGAUAGCCGUCUGUUCGUCGAGACCAGCAAGUAUUGAGCCGCGUAUUGGCUCGCCGAUCAAGACUGCCUCCUCCAUACCUGUGAGAACCUGAGAUCAGACUGCCAAAUACGCUGGUAGAACGUACGGUCUGGAUAUCAGGAACCCACAAAAUGCGGCAUCACCUGAAACGCGGCUCGAAGCACGCGCCUCGAUUGAUCGCAACGAAUAAAGCUGGCUCGCCUUUACGUCUCCUGCUAGCUCGAGUACAUUCCUCCAACCGACGGCGAUUCGCUAGAAGGUAAACAACGAACACGUACCGCGGGAAAGGGUGUACGAACUCGCAGGACGAUAGUCUCACCGGAUAUAUAGCUUUCGUUACGCGUCAUUAGAUUCUAUUUCACACUUGCCCCGACUGAAUCCUUUCAGGCAAGUACGAUAAUCAUUAUUUCCCUUUCGUUCCAUCGCUAAAAUUUUUCUACGCAUUCGGUUGACAGCGAUUCGUCAUCGAUCAUUUCUCUUUCAUUUUCACACGAUAAUAAAAUGAACGAAAAAGAACAAAAAGAAAAAAAAAAUGAACAGACAACAAGAAUAUACUAAACCGGGGGAAAAGCAGACAGAGCCGCGAGAGAAUGUAAAUUUGUUAGAGACACUAGCGCCAGUUCGUUUAGCGGUGGAAGAAGUAUACGUUGCGCACGCGAUCGGCCUAAAUCGUUGCACAAUCGGACAGCUGUCGUGCUUCUAACGCUGUCACAAAACCGCAAUAGAUGCGCGGAGAGGUGCCGCGAACAGCGCACGCCGACGGAAUCGUUACCUUCGGAUCGAAUUUCGACGCGAAACGGAUAAAUUUAAUCGAAUAACAAAUUUAUUAAUCAACGCGAUUCGUCGCGUUGAGAGAGACGCAAUGGUCGCAGGAUCCAGUCGUGUAGCUCCAAAGUUAACCCCUUGGCCUACAAGUGGUAAUCGUGGUACCACUGGUACCACUGGUAGACUCGGGUCAAACACGAAAAGCACGGUUCAGGCACGUCGUAGGAAAGUGCGGUAAGCGACUCUAUUUCGAAACGGUAGGACAAGGGGUUGAAGCGACGCAACGUGUCCGGUCGUAUUGGUCCGAAGUUAAAGCGAGAAAUUCGUCCGACGCGCAGACUUUUCUAGCGUUGGCGCAUGCGCUGAGCGUCGACUCUUCCGCACGCUCGCGCAGUAGAGCUCGUGCCGCGCAAACUCUCUCGCUCGCUGUGCUAAUUAUGCCGCCUAAUGUAGCGUGUGUGCGUGCAUGCGUGGCUGCCUGCCUGCCUGCCUGCUGCUUGCCUGCCUGCGUGUAUGAAUAUAAUGUGUGCGUGCGUGCGUGCGUGCUUGCGUACGUGCUCGCGACGUACACGCAGUUCUCACUGUCGCGUCGAUAUUGAAGUUCGGGGCGCGGUUGUAUUCAGAAUUGCUAUUUUAUCAACGACUGCUCCACACACCGAAAUAACUUUUUACCCUUCUAUUUAUAUAUAUAGAGAGAAAGAGAGAGAGAGAGAGAGAGAGAAAGAGAGAAAAAAAAGUAAGUACGACAUGCGCAUUAUGAACGUCGUGUGAAAGAACGCAUUGUCGGUUACUUCCAACGCACACACACACACACACACACACACACACACAUACAUACAUACAUA